Molecule: messenger RNA, 649 nt
Organism: Dichomitus squalens LYAD-421 SS1
Lineage: Eukaryota; Fungi; Basidiomycota; Agaricomycetes; Polyporales; Polyporaceae
Product: putative opsin
Exons: 3
Coding region: 35-604 (189 amino acids)
Biological process (GO): vacuolar protein processing
Cellular component (GO): intracellular membrane-bounded organelle
Source: RefSeq, a predicted model, not a curated record
GCUGUCCACCACCUCCAGCAAGUACUCUCCCGCCAUGGCGAACGCCUCGGCCAAGCGCACCGCGCAACAAAACGCAGGCACGAUCAAGAACCUCCGGCUCGGGCUGCUCGUCUCGUGCGCGCUCUCGCUCCUCCUCCGCCUGCUCUUCAACCGCGCCGCGCUCCACCCGACGACGCUCGCGUUCUGGGUGUACGCGCUCUCGCUCGUCCCCUCCGUCUUCCUCUCGCGCUACCUCGAGCGCAUCGGCUCCCCGCGGCGCGACCCGACGACAGGCACCCUCAUCUCCGCCGGGGAGGACCUGUCCCGCCCGGGCAUCUUGGAGUGGUGCUUUGACGUCGUGUACAUCACCUGGGCGUGCCAGGUCGGCAGCGGUGCACUGGGGACAUGGGUGUGGUGGCUAUAUCUCGUCAUACCGUUUUAUGCUGCCUUUAAGCUCUGGAGCGGGGUCAUUUCGCCAUACUUCCUCGGUCGCUCUGGAGGCUCGUCGGCACCCGCAGAGGGCGAGGUCGACGCCGGGAAGGAGACUUUGAGCAAACGCCAAGAGAAGCUCCGCAAACGGAAUGAACGUGGCGACCCGCGGGUACGUGCCCAGACGCGAAACUGACCGCGACCUAGAUGUACCCUCUGCCUCAUCUGCCUAAAAAUGUAC